GCUCGCGGGUUAUGCCUCUUCCCUUUUUACCCUAGUCUGACUACGCAUGCGUGGGGGCCCUUCGUACCAAUGGCGACAUGUGCUUUGGGAGAAUCGUGAAAAUCAAAAUGGCAGCGACGGCGGGUACUUCGACAGUGCUCCCAACAGAAAAGAUGGACACCAAUGUCAAGUCUUACAAAGAAGUGGUGGGUGCCUCUAACGACAAUGAAACCUCUCCGAAACAAGAAACAGUUAAAGAAAUCAAACAGAAACAGCAAGAACCAGAAUCAGCCAAGACCAGAAAUACUUCUAAAAAUGGUCAAGAGAAAAAUGAACAGCAAGAAAAAGGACCUGUAAAAUUGUUUGACAGUAAGCUUUAUGUUGAAGCUCCUCCACCAAAAGUUAAUCCUUGGAAGAAAAGCACUGAGACUGCGCCUCAAGAUCCAGUGCCGCCGCAGAAGGUUACUGCCCCAAAAGAUAAGAAAGACAAGAAUGCCAGUGAGCCUGUGGUAACUAAAGCUGCACCAAAAGAAAAACAUGAUGACAAGAGCCCUCCAUUGGAUGAAAACUGGCCAGCUCUUUCAGAAGUGACAGAUAAUUCAAAAAAGUCAGCAGUCAGGACGACCUACCAGGGGAAGUCCACAAUCAUGCAACAGGAGAAUGGUACACAACCUCCUCAGAGCCUACCAUCAGCACAGCAAUCUGCCUCUGAGAUUUCUUCAUCACCUCAGCCAACCUCACAGACAACAUCAGCCUUGUCACAGAGUGACUCAGGUGGUGAUGAUUCAUCUAAAGAAAACAAAGAGAAUAAUGCCGAGGAAUUGCAGCAGACACCCAAAUCCAAGAAAGGAUCAAGGCAGAAGUGGGUUCCUCUUGACAUUGAACCACCAAAAGGCCACCAUCGAGGCAGACGAAGCAGAAGUGCUGGUCGAAGAGCAUCACCACCACCAAAUCGUCGAGACCAGAGGCGCCCAGGAGAGCGUUCUCAGGCCGGUGACAAGAAAUCUUCUGAUUCUAAGAAUUGGAGAGAUGACACAGUUGCAUCAAGUAAUCAGCAAGGUGAUGGCCAUGGCCGUGGUGGGUUUAACAGCUUCACUCGUGGUGGUCGAAGAGGUCGUGGAAGAGGACGGGGAGGAACACAUGGCAGAGGAAGAUCAUUAGAUACUAAUGAUUUGUUUGUGGGAAUGGACAGACAGUUUGGAUCAUUUGAAGAUGCAUUUUACAUGGAAACUCCAACACCCUUCAUGCAAAGUCUUGGACCUGUGUAUUUCAACACACCUGUGGAUGUCAGGCAGGAUUUCGUGCAGAAGCAAAUUGAGUACUACUUUAGUGAGGAGAAUCUUCAGCGUGAUUUCUAUCUGAGAAAAAGGAUGAAUAAAGAAGGCUGGAUUCCCAUCUCAUUGAUUGCUGGUUUUCAACGAGUGAAGCAACUUACAUUGGAUGUCAGCGUCAUUCUUGAGGCUAUAAAAGAAAGCAAACAGCUGGAUCUGUCACCAGACUUCUUGAUGGUUCGCAGCUGCCAUGAUCCAACCAAGUGGCCUUUAGAUGCAGAUGGGGAAGAUCCCUCGCUCACCACAACUGUUCUGCAUUCCAAUCUUCAUGCAGAUGUACCUGAAUUUAUUCCGGGUCAGAAGUACACUUUCCCUACUCAAGGUGAUGGAAAUCAUGGCAUUAAGUUGGAAGAAGAGAUUGGGUCAUCUUUUGGUAAAGAACGGAAGAGAGUGAACAGUCAGACAUCUGAGGAUGCACUGGAUCACUUAGAGCUUACAAGUCAUGUGACACCAAUGUUGUCAUCAUCAGCACCUGAGCUGAGUGGGGAAUGGCAUGAAGUGCGGCGGCGGGAACGCAAGGCACAAAAAGAAAGAGAGGAAAGAGAGAAAGUUGCAAAAGAAGAUAAAGAUUCACAGGAUGAUCAUGGAGAUGAGCUUGCGGAACUUGAUUUUAUGCUUGAUGAAGAACUAGAAAGGUUGGAAGUCGGACGUCGCAAUAACUUCACAGACUGGUCUGAUGAAUCAGACGAUGAGAUCAACGAUAGUGAUAUUGAUAAAAUCUUGAUCGUCACGCAAACACCACCCUACAUGCGUAAACAUCCAGGUGGCGACCGUACAGGGGACCAUCAACCACGUUCCAAAAUGUCAGCAGAGUUGUCCAAAAUCAUCAACGAUGGGCUCUUCUAUUAUGAGCAAGACUUAUGGAAAGAUGACAUCUUGCCUUUAGAGCCUCUGCCUGACAAAAAAACUGUCAACAUGAUUACAAAAGAGAUGUAUGAAAAGAUAACGCCUAUCGUCCCUGUUAGCGUCCAGGAAUUACCACCUCCUCCCCCUCCUCCACCACCACAGCUCCGGACCUCUGAACCAAUGAAAAUUCCUAGCCCACCUCCUCAGUCUGAAGCUGCUCGUUCAUUGCCAGCUCGGGUUAAUGAGGGUGUAGGCCGACCACAGGGUCCACGAACGCCAAAGACACCACACAGCAAAAAUACCCCACGGUUCUACCCAGUGAUGAAAGACACAUCUCAGCUGCCAGAUCCACAAACACCACGGAAGAAAAAGACACGACACAGCAGCAACCCACCAGUGGAGGGCCAUGUGGGUUGGAUCAUGGACUCCCGUGAACAUCCUUCCCGAUCUCGACAUAACUCAACUUCCAUGUCACAGAGUCCCUCAGACGGCAGUUAUCUUGCAACCAGCUAUGGCAGCCUUCCUAAUACAUUCCCUAAUUUUCGUCAUCCAUCUCAUAAGCUGCUAAAAGAAAACAAUUUUGUAUGGCAUGUUUACCACAAGUAUCAUGCCAAGUGCCUCAAAGAGCGAAAGCGUUUGGGGAUCGGACAGUCACCCGAGAUGAACACACUCUUUCGGUUCUGGUCCUUUUUGAGGCAGCACUACAACAAGAAAAUGUACCAGGAGUUCCGUGCUCUAGCGGUAGAGGAUGCAAAAGCAGGCUACAGAUAUGGUAUUGAGUGCCUCUUCCGCUUCUACAGUUAUGGUCUGGAGAAGAGAUUUCGUACAGAAGUGUUUCAGGAAUUUCAGGAGGAGACCGUUAGAGACUAUGAGACCAACCAGCUGUAUGGACUUGAGAAGUUCUGGGCCUUCUUGAAAUACUCCAGACGGAAAGUAGACAUAGACCCCAAGUUGAAGGAAGCGCUGUCGCACUACAAACGCUUGGAGGACUUCAGAGUGGAGCCACCAGAAGCAGCCAUGCACUCGAGCUUAAGUCAGGCCUACAGUGGACCUGUUGGCAACCGAUCUCGCACCAGCAGCAACUCUGAGGGGCACCACACACACCUUCAUCCUCACCAGCUUCCACAGGCAGCCGCCUUAGCCCUUACAUCUGAUAAGACUGCUCCCAGCAGUGAGCCAGUUCUAGAAGGGGCAGUAGGUGGGAUACCAGCUAAAAACUGAAGCAAGAUUCGUACUCGUCACUCAAGGUUGGGAGUCUGCAUAAAUCUGUUUAGGAGCAGCGGAACUUGAGGGUCUUCAGUUCAGGAAAUGAAAACUGAAACCAGAUGCCUUAUUGAGAAGAUAGCAGUGGGAGGAGAUGUGCUAGUGAUUUGUGCCAGUGAUUUAUACAGGUUUGGGUGACAUGAUUUUUUGCUGACAUUUUUCGUCAGCGAGCACGACAGAUGCACCACAUGCCAAGCACCAAACAUCUUUGAUUUUUUGGUGGCAAUUGUGUAAAAACAAACAGGAUUUGGGUAGCCACGACUUCUUAAGAUUUUCUUUGCAGCUUCUGAACUGCAGUGAGUUGCUUUGGAAGCCAACCCUAGCCAUUCUUUUUUGAAGUAGUUGACCUUGCUAAUCUUGUGCAUUGAUCAGUUCUGAUCAGCAUGUUCACCAUUGAUUGCUAGGGGCACUCUGAAGGAACAGACCACUUUGUAAAUGGUGUUGGAGCUUGUUCAUUUACUUGCAAUUAUUUUGAAUUCUGACAUAUUUGUAGGGAGGAGCUGGGUUUUGUCUGUUUCUCUCUCAUUCUCUCUUUCUUUCUCACUUUUUAAAUCUCUCCUAUUUCUUCAUCAAUCCACCACCUAUCCAAAACAGAAGGGAUUAUAUUUUGAUUUGAUAUCACUCUCCUUUAUUUUAAGUGACAGAUUUUUUUUUACAGAUAAUUGUCUCUCUCUUGUUUUUAACAAGGAUAAAAGCUUUCAAACAUUUUGUUGCAGUAUGCGCCUUAAUUAAUUAAUUUUAAGCACUGCUCCAUGGGGGUGUGGUGAGGGCGCAAUUUGCAGAUUAUGAUUGAUUGUUCUCAAAUGCAUGGUAAUGUUCUUUCCCGCUGCUCAUUUUCUAAAGGAGCAUUUUUUAGAAAGGCAAAGAUAGUUAACACAGUAUAAUUGAUAAGCCUUUGAUCAACUCUUAAUUAAGAUGCUCAUUUUUCACCAUACAAACCAUCCAGUCAUCUACAUUGUGUAGAAGGUUGAGCUUAUUUAAGAUGAUCAUCCCUUCCCAAAAAGUUGCUGACAAUAGGAUGUGUAAGUCAUAUGUUGUGUAUUGUAUGUGACCAGUGUUGGGUCUUUGUAUGCUGUUAGCUCAUUUUAUUCUCUUUGACACCCACUCUGUCAUUGCAUUUUACUGUUACCCACUUUACUUUGGAAGCAGAUACAUUGGAAGAAGGUAUGUUAUUAAAACUGUGCAUAGUUUCUGCUUCUGACAUUCUUUUCCUUACUGCACAAUGGGACAAGUCACUGUACCAACACUAACUGCUCAGUAAUAUUGCUGUCACUACAGAAUGUAGCUGCAGGCACAGCUAGAAUGCUUUUAUGUCUACCUUGCUGUGAGAUUACUGGCUCUUACUGAAUGUUGAUGUUGGUUCACUGGGGUUUGGAACUUUGAGUGACAGUUAUCUUCCAUAUAGUCUUGCUUAUCAAAGCUUGCUAUCAAAGUCCUUGCUGGGUUUCAUCAUUUUCAUCAUCUCCAAGGUAGUGGAAUUGACAUUACAGCAGGGCUGAGCAUACUAAGUGUGCUGCAGGUGUAUUUUUAUUCUACUGGACCUGGCACUUGGAUAUGUCAGAGGCUGCUGGUGUAUAAAAAAAAGAGUCCAAUUAUAUUACAGACUUUUUGUUAAAUAUAAUAAGGUGAUGAAAAUACAGUAUGGUGAUGCAUACUGAUUAUGACUUUUUUAACAUUAGUGAAUACUGAAGUUAUACCAGUUACUACUAACUUGCAUUUCUUUAUAAACUAUGCAACUGUAUUGGAUGGCUGUUAUGAUCCUACCAUGUUCUGAGAUAUUUAUGUUCUGUUCACUUGCAACAGAGGAUGUUACCUUUUUUUUGUCAUUAACCCUGUUUCUCCUUCUCUCUACACCCGCCCACUUCCUCACCUCUUCAUUCUUACACUCAAGAAAAUGCAGAGUAAUUGUGUAAAAUUCACAGCAUCAUGAACUCCAGUUAACAGAAUGAACACAGUUUGCAGGAUCACAUCACACAAUUCAGCUAGAAUAACUACUAGUUUGUCUGCAUGUGUUUAGCUAGAGUACAUACCAUUUUUAUUAGCUUAUCUGGGAGACACGGUGUUUAGGUGUGCUUUUAUUACUUUUCACAAUUUUAAGAGUCUCGCAGUUCACUUUCUUCCAGUGUUCUCCUUGUAAUGAUUAAAUUCCCACUACCCUACCUAACCCCUUUUAGAGUAAUAAACUACUUUCUGGUCAGACCCUAUUAGGAAGGGUAUGUGAGUGUAUUUAGUAGAGACCACAACAGUUCUUUUUAACCAAAAACACAGGCUUUCGACUCAAACCCCUCCUCUUCUUCUCCCCCAAUCCAUUUUCCCUGAGCUGGUUAUGUGCAUGUUUGUGUGGACUGAUUCGGCAAAAGUAUGGCUACAUUGUAGUGUAAAAUACAUUAAGAAAAAUACACUGUAUUUGCAGGAGUGAUUUUAAUUCCUCAAGAAAUGGUGUUUUGCUAUUUUUUGUAAAUUUGCAUGGAUAUGGUGAAGGUGGUGGUAGGGAUGAGGUGUGGCUCCAAAUUUACUUUCACUUUUUACAGACAAGCAUGUAUGACACACUAAAGAUUUCAUUGUUUUCAAAUUUUAUUUUCCUUAUCAUCCUUUUUUCAACUUUUAAAAGCUAAUUUCAAUGGGAGUUCUGUUGUUAAGCCAAGAUGCCAAUUUUUUCCUUGGAAUGAUAUUUGCACAAAUCAUGUGAAACUGAUUCCUCUUGUUGCUGGCAUGUUUUCUAUAUAAUGUGAAUAUCUUGUAAUUAACAGUGAUUUAAUCAGGGUGUGAGGGUUUUUAAUUCUUUUUGUCUUCCCUCAUUUGUUGUGAAAAUGAUGAUCAUGGUGAUCAUUCUGUCAGACCACUCUUUCAAGUUUUGAUAUGGAACAGGGGUACCUCCGUGAAACACAGUCUUUCAAAAAUAUUAAGGAAGUAACAGGCUUAACAAGUAAAUUGUACCAGUGCGAGGACUUAACAUUAAUUGCAUCUGACGUCGAAGGCCAAAUGCUUUGUGCAUAUUGUUCCGCCCUAAUGUGUGGACUUCUAAGACGAGCCUCCAAUGCAGAGAUACCUGCUUGCAUGAUCAAUCCAUAGACAUUUGUUUUUGACUGCUUCUCUUCAUUAAGAUCUGUUCUUUAAAGUUCAGUCAUUUUGUAAACCAUCUGUAGCUGACUGUCCCUGUGGAAUAUACAUUUUCAGGUCAGACCUCGGCCUGCUGGGUAUACAUUCUGCACCUCCUGAUGCAGUUUUUUUAUUUCUUAUCUCCAAAUAUUUGUAGGCAUUGUUUCUGUUUGAAAACAUAUCGGGCAAACAUAAUAAGAUUUUGAACUUUUGAAUGCCUUUUUGUUUUAAAAUUCACAUGCAAAUUUGAUUUGAUAAUGCAAUCAUAUAUGCCCACGAAACACACUUGUUUUCUGAUGUUUUACAAUUUCUUUAGUAAUUCUUUGUAACCAAGCUUUUGUUAAAGAGUGCAUUUAUUAUGGUUUCAUGGCGGUGUUAGAUAACAGUAAAUAUCAGAGAGAAACAUCUUUCUGAAAGGUUUCUUGCGCCAGUGUUAGAGUUGGAGAUAUUUUCACAAAGUGCAUUCACUGUUAACAAAAUUUUAUUUCUUUAGCUUCAACAGCUGAAAUGUGUUACUCUUCAGACAUUUUGAUAUUUGUAAGAGACAACACAUUCUGUUUGUUCUUUGAUGAUUUUCCUUUCAUGGUAGCCUUUCUAGACAUGAGGAUGGAGUGCAAGAUGUACAAAGUCAGCAAAGAAAUUGAUGCUAAAAGUUUCCUCUUUCUGUAUUUGGCCUCAUAAUGUGUUUUGACUACAGUAAGUCUUGCACAGAAAUUUGACUGUCUUAUUUCAGUAAGAUUUAUGACUCUGGUCUUUUUUUCCCCAUUGACAUGCGUCAAGCAGGCAUUCUGAGCAGUGAUCAGUUUAUUAUCAGACACAUUUUUUUUUUCAGGCAAAUUCCAUUUGAUUUUCCCACCCAGAUCCAUCCCCUUAGUUAUUAUCUCUAUAUUUGCAAGGAAGGACCACAAAUCUGUUUAACUUAAGCCAUCUCUUUUGCAUUUAAUACAGGUGCAUCAGUUACCAAAAACUGUGGUUUGAACUAUGUACAUACCUUUAAAAAUCAUCUGUACAUAAUUUUAUGAUGCAACUGGCUUUUGAAACCCAUAUAUUCAUCAUAAUAAAGUUCUACCUUUGUGAGUAUAUGUGUAUUUAUGUGUGGUUAUGGUUAACUUUUAACAAGUUUUACGCAACUUGUCCUCAUUGGUAAAAUUUAUGUCUUGGAAAUUGUAUCAACUUGUUUUCUAAUCAUCUAGUUCCUAAAUGGUUUUUUUGUUUCAUUUUUAAAUGCAAAAUCAUUUAAAGGAGAAAAUCGACAUUUCUAACUUAAACUUAAAAUAUGGAUUGGUCUCAGAAGUAUUUUUCCCGAAAAAUCUGGUAAACCCAUGUCUGGUCUGGGAAGGGAAUCUUUCAAAACAUGUUAAAUUUUAGUGAUAUCAAUCUUUUGUUUUCCUAACUGAUAUAUGCAUGCAUAUUGAUAUGGAUCAUUGCCUAACAAAAUCCACAAACGGUUACAAGCAUGUUCUUACCACUUUCACUAGUUCUGCCCAUCACCCCACAUCACUGCUUGCUGGUGUGGAUGUGUACACGUGCAUGUAUUUACAUAUGUAUACUUACACUACAGCCAGUACCAGAGUAUGAUUAGUCAAACUGCAGAUUUGUUUCCCUUAUUUUGUUAGGGAUUCUUAAAACAUAAUUUUAGGGAACACUUGUAAGUUUUGUUAUGUGUACAAAUCAUUUGUCUAGAAAUAUGAUGUUUGCAAGAAA
Pomacea canaliculata is the source of this 8222-nucleotide messenger RNA. Its product is annotated as la-related protein 1B-like. Gene Ontology annotation, molecular function: RNA cap binding. The record is from RefSeq and is a predicted model, not a curated record. Gene Ontology annotation, cellular component: cytoplasmic stress granule; cytosol. Gene Ontology annotation, biological process: mRNA stabilization; positive regulation of translation. Lineage: Eukaryota; Metazoa; Mollusca; Gastropoda; Architaenioglossa; Ampullariidae.